Molecule: messenger RNA, 3382 nt
Organism: Jaculus jaculus (lesser Egyptian jerboa)
Lineage: Eukaryota; Metazoa; Chordata; Mammalia; Rodentia; Dipodidae
Gene: Dclk2
Product: doublecortin like kinase 2
Exons: 16
Coding region: 95-2392 (765 amino acids)
Biological process (GO): protein phosphorylation; intracellular signal transduction
Molecular function (GO): protein kinase activity; ATP binding
Source: RefSeq, a predicted model, not a curated record
CAGUGCCGCCAGGGGGUCUGGAUCGGCUUUAUUUUUUUUUUUUAUGUAUUUAUUUAUUUAUUUUUCCAGUGGAGAGCUCUCCUGAGCAGCCGCGAUGGCCAGCACCAGGAGUAUUGAGCUAGAGCACUUUGAGGAACGGGACAAAAGGCCCAGGCCGGGGUCGCGCAGAGGAGCCCCCAGUUCCUCCGGGGGCAGCAGCAGCUCGGGCCCCAAGGGCAACGGGCUCCUGCCCAGCCCGGCGCACAGCGCCCACUGCAGCUUCUCGCGCACGCGGACCCUGCAGGCUCUGAGCUCCGAGAAGAAGGCCAAGAGAGCGCACUUCUACCGCAACGGGGACCGCUACUUCAAAGGCCUGGUCUUCGCCAUCUCCAGCGACCGCUUCCGCUCCUUCGACGCGCUCCUGGUGGAGCUCACCCGUUCCCUGUCUGACAAUGUGAACCUGCCUCAGGGCGUCCGCACCAUCUACACCAUUGACGGCAGCCGGAAGGUCACCAGCCUGGACGAGCUGCUGGAAGGUGAAAGUUACGUGUGCGCAUCCAACGAGCCGUUUCGCAAGGUUGAUUACGCCAAAAAUACUAACCCGAACUGGUCUGUGAACAUCAAGGGCGGGACGACCCGGGCCUCGGCCGCCGCCUCGGUGAAAAGCGAAGUGAAAGAGAGCAAGGAUUUCAUCAAGCCCAAGUUAGUGACUGUGAUCAGAAGUGGGGUCAAGCCCAGGAAAGCCGUGCGGAUCCUCCUGAACAAAAAGACUGCUCAUUCCUUUGAGCAGGUGUUAACUGAUAUCACAGAGGCAGUGAAGCUAGACUCGGGAGUGGUCAAGAGGCUGUGCACCGUGGACGGGAAGCAGGUCACUUGUCUGCAGGACUUUUUUGGUGAUGAUGACGUUUUUAUUGCAUGUGGACCUGAAAAAUUCCGUUACGCCCAAGAUGACUUUGUCCUGGAUCAUAGUGAGUGCCGUGUCCUGAAGUCAUCUUAUUCUCGGUUCUCGACAGCUAAGCAUUCUGGAUCCAAGAGCCCAGGGCUCUCUCGCCGCAGCAAAUCACCAGCCUCAGUUAAUGGAACUCCCAGCAGCCAACUUUCUACUCCCAAGUCUACGAAAUCCUCCAGUUCCUCUCCAACUAGCCCAGGAAGUCUCAGAGGACUAAAGCAGACUUCGGCUCCUGGCAGAUCUUCCAAUGUAAACGGCGGUCCUGAACUUGACCGUUGCAUGAGUCCAGAAGGCGUGAAUGGAAACAGGUGUGCUGAAUCGUCCACUCUUCUUGAGAAAUACAGAAUUGGCAAGGUCAUUGGUGAUGGGAAUUUUGCUGUAGUUAAAGAGUGUAUGGACAGGUCCACUGGAAAAGAGUUUGCGCUAAAGAUUAUAGACAAAGCCAAAUGCUGUGGAAAGGAACACUUGAUUGAGAAUGAAGUUUCAAUCCUGCGCCGAGUGAAGCACCCCAACAUCAUCCUGCUGGUGGAGGAGAUGGAAACAGCCACUGAGCUCUUUCUAGUGAUGGAACUGGUCAAAGGUGGAGAUCUCUUUGACGCAAUUACUUCUUCCACCAAAUACACUGAGCGAGACGGCAGCGCCAUGGUGUACAACCUCGCCAACGCCCUCAGGUACCUGCACGGCCUCAGCAUCGUGCACAGAGACAUCAAGCCAGAGAACCUCCUGGUGUGUGAAUACCCCGAUGGAACCAAGUCUCUGAAACUGGGAGACUUCGGGCUGGCCACAGUGGUGGCAGGGCCUUUGUACACGGUCUGUGGCACUCCUACCUAUGUGGCUCCAGAGAUCAUUGCCGAAACUGGCUAUGGCCUGAAGGUGGACAUCUGGGCAGCUGGCGUGAUCACAUACAUACUCCUGUGUGGAUUCCCGCCAUUCCGAAGUGAGAACAAUCUCCAGGAAGAUCUCUUUGACCAGAUCUUGGCUGGGAAGUUGGAGUUUCCGUCUCCCUACUGGGACAACAUCACGGAUUCUGCCAAGGAAUUGAUCAGUCAGAUGCUUCAGGUAGAUGUGGACGCUCGGUGUACGGCGGGACAGAUCCUCAGUCACCCCUGGGUGUCGGAUGAUGCCUCCCAGGAGAAUAAUAUGCAAGCUGAGGUCACAGGUAAACUUAAACAGCACUUUAAUAAUGCGCUUCCCAAACAAAACAGCACCACGACCGGAGUGUCCGUUAUCAUGAACACGGCUCUAGAUAAGGAGCGGCAGGUUUUCUGCAGCAAGCAUGGUCAAGGCAGCAGCAGACCGGCAAGGGAGCGGAGCCCACCAGUCCCUUCCUCGGCCCAGGUGACACUUGCACCGGGGACAGCCGCUCCGGUCCCCGCCCCUCUGGAACCCUCCACGCCCCCCUGUCCUCCUGCCGCCCCCGGUGGCGGCCAGCGGGCAGGGACCUGGCGCCGCCACCGAGACUGAGUCGGGCGAAGACAGGGCGAGGCUGCCCACUGCCGCCUCCUGGCCAGGAUCUCCGUGCUGCAAGAGCCUUUCUGUCCUGAGCGCCUGUUGGUCACUUGGCUGGCGCCUUCCCCUCUGCACAGGAGUCAUCCGGAUGCCCGGAGCUCCCCCACCCCAAGGGGCUUGGCUUCUUCCACCUGCCCUUGGGGCUCUGCCUUGCAGUUCCUGGCUGCCUGGAGCCACGUCUACUCUGGAGGUGUACUUGAGCGACUUGCCCUAAGUCAUCCGUGUGUCUAGUUCGGUGGGCAUUUGGCGGUUUUACCCACAGAAUGGGUGACUUGUAUCCACAACGAAAUGCUGUUGAUAGCAGUGAGUUGGGCGAAUCAAGAUUCUCCAGUAUCGAAGAAUAUUCUGAGUGCUCCCCUCUCAGAGAGGACACGACUGUCCUUUGUAAUGCCCCACGAGAGGCAACGUGACACCUUCCUGUGCUCAAGAACUGGCUUCCGAGCACCCGGGAGGACAGCCUGGCCACUGGCCCCUGACGCCCAGGAGAUCCGCUGGGGUCUGGAGCUCACCCGAGAUGACUCGGUCUCGUACACAGAGAAGGCAGGUCAUUUCUUUCCUGAACGACCCGGUGUCCACUCCCCCCAGUGAGCCUCCAGCAGGGCGGGAUCACCUCGGCGCUCUCACUCACCACCGGGUCUUCUCACCUCCUCAGGCCCUUGUCAGGAGCCUGCAGGAAACCACAGCGCGUCUGGCCGAGGCCCAGCGGGGACUGGGGUGCGAGAUGUUCCUUUGGAUGUCCUGCGACGAACCUUCUGGAAGACUGCUGGCAGUUUUUCCUUUUUUCCCCACCGCCCCAACUCUUUUUAAUACUUGUACAUAUCCUAUGUAUUUGUUUUACCCGCUCAUCUUCUAAGUGGGUGGGCCCUGGUAGUUCAUCCUCAUUGUUAGAUUUUACCUUCGACAAGUACCCCCCAACCCGCAAUAAACUCUUUGCUCUUCAGAAAA